GUUACUAUUAGCCGCUCGUUGUCUAAAAGCAGAAUAAAUCUUUGUAAAACUAAAUAAUGGCAGUGUUUAAGUAUUUUUUAAUUGCGAUAACAAUAUUUGUUAAUAAAUCGGCAACUGAAAAGCCGGAUAUUUAUAUUGACGACGUCAAUUUUAUGGUAGGAAUUUUUGAAGUUAAUCCUUUAAGACCAAAUCAAGUUUCAUUUGUUGGUCAAGGAGUUUUAAUUGAUUCUGAUAAAGUUGUCACAACCUCACGAAAUAUUUAUGAAGGCUCAAAAUAUAGAGUACGCGCUUAUAGUUGGCCUAAAAAUAACGAUAUUCUUGAAGAUAGAGAAAUUCCAAUUUCUGAGUACACGGAACAAGAUGUGGUUGGGGUUCAUGUCCAACCUGAGGUUCCAUUAUUGCGCAUACUAAAUUUGGACCACGCUUUUGAUAGCAGUGUUAGGCCAAUCGACUAUAUGAAGUAUACGGAAAAUAAAAUGUUUACUAGCGACACUGAAUGCGUCUAUAUAAAAAUAAAAAAGACAUUUUUUGGGGAAAAGCUGAAACUUAAACAACGAAAAAUAACUAUAAAACAUCCUUCCGAGUCUACCGGUUGUAGUUCAGCCCUUCAAUUGAGUUCUCCAAAAUCUAAUUCAUAUUCAAUCUUUUGCGGCGUAGAAACUGGAAAAAGAAAGUGCAAUAGAUACCCAGGAUCAGCUGUCGUUUGUCAAUCAAGUCCAUCGUCGAAGCCUUUUUUGACAGGAAUACAAGUCAUCAAUAGAAACUGCGAAAUAAUGUUUGAAAACCCGAAAUUUUUCAAAUAUAAUCCGAAUCGACGAAGUCACGUUGCUUAUAACGACCAAUUAUGGGGUGAUGAUUAAAUUUCCGUUGAAAUGUAAUAUUUGUAUUAGUGUAGGGGAGGGUGGGGCAGAGCGGCCCCCCUAAGCCAAUUAUUAUUUUUUGUGGCUUUCAACCAUAAGAUCACUUUGCUUUUUUCCUAUUUUGAACAAAUUUAUGGACAUUUUGCCAAAAUUCUAAAAAAAAAAAUUUUUUUUUUGUGGGGCAGAGCGGGCUCCCUCCAAAAAGUGAUAAAAAAUUUUUUUUUUUCGUUUUUUUUUUUUUUUUAAUUGUUUUCAUCAUUAAGAAUGUAUUUCUUUCUCUUGACAACUAAUUUUGGUUUUAUAUUACCCGAAAAAAAUUUUUUAAAGUGUAAAAAAUCGUUCACUCUCGAUUACCUCAAUUACUAAUUGUUAUUUAAUAAAAAAAAAAAUCAAUUCUAUAGUUUUACUUUAUUUCAAAAAUUUAUCAACUAAAAAAAAAAUUUAAUUUUUAUAAAUUUUUAGUGACCAAAUUUGCCUCUUAUAUCGAGAAACGGCCGAAAAAUAUGAAAAAAUAAUUUUUUCGGAAGUUUCGGCUGGUCCAUUUUGCCCCAGGUGUUAUGCGUAGGGCUAGAAAUGUGGAAUUAUAAUAAUUUUUUUUUAAUUUGACGAUAAAAAUAUGAAAAAAUCACUUUUUCAAAAUUUUGGGCUUGUCCAUUUUGCCCCAAAUGUCAUGCGUAGGGGUAAAAAUGCGCAAACAUAUCGGAUUUAUAGUAAUUAGUCGAAAAAACAAAAUUUUUUUUUUGAUCAAAAUUUCAGGGGGGCCGCUCUGCCCCACCCUCCCCUACUAUCGCCAAAAGGGCGUAUAUCUUUAGAUCUUUGUAUCUUUGUAUCUUAAGAUUUACGCCCUUUUGGCUUAGGAAAUUUUUUUUUUAUUUUGAGGCUUAGAACAUGUUUACAAAACGAUUGGCACAAAAAAAAAAUUAUACGCCCUUUUGGAUCUUCAAAGCCAACUUCUAACUUUUAUACGCCCUUUUGGCAUUUGGCACGCGAUUUGUAUUCGUGUAUUUAAAAAAAAAAUACAUGAACUAAAUACGUACCCAUUGGGGGAAAAA
Messenger RNA from Microplitis mediator, 1912 nucleotides. RefSeq lists its product as uncharacterized. Bases 57 to 860 code for a protein of 267 amino acids. The record is from RefSeq and is a predicted model, not a curated record. Gene Ontology annotation, molecular function: serine-type endopeptidase activity. Lineage: Eukaryota; Metazoa; Arthropoda; Insecta; Hymenoptera; Braconidae. Gene Ontology annotation, biological process: proteolysis. The transcript has 4 exons.